AUGCAUGAACAGAGCUAUACAUCUUUAUCAAACAAUGUACCUGAUAUAACCUCACCGAUUGAAAAAGUAGUCAAUUAUACUAUAGAUAGCUACUUCGAUAUAGACAAUCAAACCGGUAAUAUAACAACUCUGAAUGAAGAAAAUGCAGUGAACAACUGGUGGGCGUUAGCCGCAUUGAUGUUGGUUGUCUGCACAGCAGCAGGAAAUGUAUUGGUUUGCUUAGCAAUAUAUUUAGAAAGAAGAUUACAGAAUGUUACAAAUUAUUUCUUGAUGUCCUUAGCGAUAACAGAUUUGUUAGUGGCUAUAUUGGUGAUGCCACUGGGGAUCCUGACUUUAGUACGAGGUUACUUUCCAUUGCCAGCCAACUACUGCUUAACUUGGAUUUGCCUCGACGUAUUACUCUGUACCGCAUCGAUAAUGCACCUUUGCACCAUAAGUGUAGACAGAUAUCUUUCAUUACGGUAUCCAAUGCGGUUUGGGAGAAACAAAACGAGAAAAAGAGUGACCAUCAAGAUUACUUUUGUUUGGAUAUUAUCAUCUGCUAUGACCCUUCCUUUGACUUUGAAGUAUUAUAAGGAUCCAAAUUCGGCUCUCAUCGAUGGCUCCUGUCAAGUACCAGAUCCUCUUUAUAAAGCUGUGGGAUCCAUUAUUUCCUUCUACAUUCCUCUUGGAGUGAUGCUGCUGACGUACGCGCUGACAAUACAACUCCUGGCGAGGCAGAGGAAGGGCCUUGGUGCUGGAUGGGCUCCUGGCUGGUUUGGUGCACAACCAGUAGGUAAUGUAUUCUUAUUUAUAACUUUUACUUACACCAAGACCCAUAAGAUUGCAGGACCAACUACAAAAUGA
Arctia plantaginis is the source of this 846-nucleotide messenger RNA. The record is from the annotation of a GenBank genome assembly. Lineage: Eukaryota; Metazoa; Arthropoda; Insecta; Lepidoptera; Erebidae.